Loxodonta africana (African savanna elephant) is the source of this 4309-nucleotide messenger RNA. It is a transcript of the gene MBTPS1, whose product is annotated as membrane bound transcription factor peptidase, site 1. Lineage: Eukaryota; Metazoa; Chordata; Mammalia; Proboscidea; Elephantidae. The transcript is spliced from 23 exons. Gene Ontology annotation, biological process: proteolysis. The coding region runs from base 470 to 3634 and encodes 1054 amino acids. Gene Ontology annotation, cellular component: Golgi apparatus. Gene Ontology annotation, molecular function: serine-type endopeptidase activity. The record is from RefSeq and is a predicted model, not a curated record.
GGCUGGCGCUCCCGGCUGCUGGUCUCCCCGCACGGGUCGCGCGGUAUCGCGAGAGUUGGGAGUAAACAGCCCCGAAUGGAGACCCGAGGCGUGCUGUUGGCGGAGGCUCGGUUAUCCCGGGCCCACUGGACCGGUGCUUGAGGCAGCCGCAGAUUGGCUUAUAGAGCGAUCGAUCGCCUCCGUUGGACCUUGGUUCCGUGGUACAAAUGGAGUAUAGGACUCAGUAGUGUCGGCCAGAGUGAGAGGAGCGUGAUACCCAAAAUGGAGAAGAAGCGAAGAAAGAAAUGAAAACCUCUCUUCAGGCCAGACCACAAAAGGCCAUGAAAUUUCACUUUUAUUUACGUUGGACAAGACUGCAAGAUGGCUGAUCAGUAAUGUUUCAGCUUUUAGCUGGAACAAAAAUUAACUUAUAAUCAAGGAAGCAAACAGUGCGAUUUGAAUUUAUGUGAUUUUCUAAUCAUAUCCACUCAUGACCAUGAAGCUUGUCAACAUCUGGCUGCUUCUGCUCGUGGUUUUGCUCUGUGGGAAGAAACAUCUGGGUGACAGACUGGAAAAGAAACCUUUUGAGAAGGCCCCGUGCCCUGGCUGUUCCCACCUGACUCUGAAGGUGGAAUUCUCUUCGACAGUCGUGGAAUAUGAAUAUAUCGUGGCUUUCAAUGGAUACUUUACAGCCAAAGCUCGAAAUUCAUUUAUUUCAAGUGCCCUAAAGAGCAGUGAAAUAGACAACUGGAGAAUUAUACCACGCAACAACCCAUCCAGUGACUACCCUAGUGAUUUUGAGGUGAUUCAGAUAAAAGAAAAGCAGAAAGCGGGGCUGCUGACACUUGAAGAUCACCCAAACAUCAAACGCGUCACACCCCAGCGGAAAGUCUUUCGUUCCCUCAAGUACGCAGAGUCUGACCCCCUUGUGCCCUGCAAUGACACCAGGUGGAGCCAGAAAUGGCAAUCAUCCCGCCCCCUUCGAAGGGCAAGUCUCUCCUUGGGCUCUGGAUUCUGGCACGCUACUGGAAGACACUCGAGCAGACGGCUGCUGAGAGCCAUUCCUCGGCAAGUUGCCCAAACCCUGCAGGCCGAUGUGCUUUGGCAGAUGGGAUACACAGGUGCUAAUGUAAGAGUGGCUGUCUUUGACACUGGGCUGAGUGAGAAGCACCCCCACUUCAAGAAUGUGAAGGAGAGGACCAACUGGACCAAUGAGCGGACGCUGGACGAUGGGUUGGGCCACGGCACAUUUGUGGCGGGUGUGAUAGCCAGUAUGAGGGAAUGCCAGGGAUUUGCUCCUGAUGCAGAACUUCAUAUAUUCAGGGUCUUUACCAAUAACCAGGUGUCUUAUACAUCAUGGUUCUUGGAUGCCUUCAACUAUGCCAUCUUGAAGAAGAUCGAUGUGUUAAACCUUAGCAUUGGCGGCCCCGACUUCAUGGACCACCCCUUUGUUGACAAGGUGUGGGAGUUAACAGCGAACAACGUAAUCAUGGUUUCUGCUAUUGGCAAUGACGGGCCUCUUUAUGGCACUCUGAAUAACCCUGCUGACCAGAUGGAUGUGAUUGGAGUAGGUGGCAUUGACUUCGAGGAUAACAUUGCCCGCUUUUCUUCUAGGGGAAUGACUACCUGGGAACUGCCAGGAGGUUAUGGUCGUGUGAAGCCUGAUAUUGUCACCUAUGGUGCUGGAGUGCGGGGUUCCGGUGUGAAAGGGGGGUGCCGGGCCCUCUCGGGGACCAGCGUUGCUUCUCCAGUGGUAGCAGGGGCUGUCACCUUGCUCGUCAGUACGGUCCAGAAACGUGAGCUGGUAAAUCCGGCCAGCAUGAAGCAGGCCCUGAUUGCGUCCGCCCGGAGGCUUCCUGGUGUCAAUAUGUUUGAGCAAGGCCAUGGCAAACUUGAUCUACUGAGAGCCUACCAGAUCCUCAACAGCUACAAACCCCAGGCCAGUUUGAGCCCAAGCUACAUAGAUCUGACCGAGUGUCCCUACAUGUGGCCCUACUGCUCCCAGCCCAUCUACUACGGAGGGAUGCCGACAAUCGUGAACGUCACCAUCCUCAAUGGCAUGGGAGUCACGGGAAGAAUUGUCGAUAAGCCUGACUGGCAGCCCUAUUUACCACAGAACGGAGACAACAUCGAAGUCGCUUUUUCCUUCUCCUCGGUAUUGUGGCCUUGGUCAGGCUACCUGGCCAUUUCCAUCUCUGUCACCAAGAAAGCGGCUUCUUGGGAAGGCAUCGCCCAGGGCCACGUCAUGAUCACCGUGUCCUCCCCAGCGGAGACGGAAUCAAAAAAUGGCGCAGAACAGACUUCCACGGUGAAGCUCCCCAUUAAGGUGAAGAUCAUUCCUACUCCUCCUCGAAGCAAGCGGGUUCUCUGGGAUCAGUACCACAACCUCCGCUACCCACCUGGCUAUUUCCCCAGGGAUAAUUUGAGAAUGAAGAACGAUCCUCUAGACUGGAAUGGCGACCACAUCCACACUAACUUCAGGGACAUGUACCAACACUUGAGAAGCAUGGGCUACUUUGUUGAAGUCCUUGGCUCUCCCUUCACGUGCUUCGAUGCUAAUCAGUAUGGAACGUUACUGAUGGUGGACAAUGAGGAGGAGUACUUCCCCGAAGAGAUUGCCAAGCUGAGGAGGGACGUGGACAAUGGCCUUUCGCUCAUCGUCUUCAGUGAUUGGUACAACACUUCCGUUAUGAGAAAAGUGAAGUUCUAUGAUGAAAACACAAGACAGUGGUGGAUGCCGGACACAGGAGGCGCCAACGUCCCAGCUCUCAAUGAGCUGCUGUCCGUCUGGAAUAUGGCGUUCAGCGACGGCCUGUAUGAAGGGGACUUUACCUUGGCAAACCAUGACAUGUAUUACGCAUCAGGGUGCAGCAUCGCGAAGUUUCCAGAAGAGGGCAUAGUGAUCACACAGACCUUUAAGGACCAAGGAUUGGAGGUUUUAAAGCAGGAAACAGCAGUUAUUGAGAAUGUCCCCAUCUUGGGCCUUUAUCAGAUUCCAGCUGAGGGUGGAGGCCGAAUUGUGCUGUACGGAGACUCCAACUGCCUGGAUGACAGUCACCGGCAGAAGGAUUGCUUUUGGCUUCUGGAUGCUCUCCUUCAGUACACGUCAUACGGGGUGACCCCUCCCAGCCUCAGUCAUUCUGGAAACCGGCAGCGCCCGCCAAGUGGAACAGGCUCCGUGACCCCAGAGAGGAUGGAAGGAAACCACCUACACCGCUACUCAAAGGUCCUCGAGGCCCACCUGGGAGACCCGAAGCCCCGGACACUGCCUGCCUGCCCACACCUGUCUUGGGCCAAGCCACAGCCCUUAAAUGAGACGGCUCCUAGUAACCUUUGGAAACAUCAAAAGCUACUCUCCAUCGACCUGGACAAAGUGGCGUUGCCCAACUUUAGAUCAAACCGUCCUCAAGUACGACCCUUGUCUCCUGGGGAAAGUGGUGCCUGGGACAUUCCUGGAGGGAUCAUGCCUGGCCGCUACAAUCAGGAGGUGGGCCAGACCAUUCCCGUCUUUGCCUUCCUGGGAGCCAUGGUGGUCCUGGCCUUCUUUGUGGUACAAAUUAACAAGGCCAAGAGCAGGCCCAAGCGGAGGAAGCCCAGGGUGAAGCGCCCCCAGCUCAUGCAGCAGGUGCACCCCCCAAAGACCCCAUCUGUGUGAGUGCCAGGAGAGCCAGGGCGCCUUCUUGACGGCUCAACGGGCAGCGGAGCUGGAGAAGGCUUUGCACGGGGCCCCCUGGUCAGAGGGACCCAAAGUCCAGUGCGGGUGUGUUGGAGUUCCUUCUAGAUGGCCUCCCCCUCUCAAGCGACUAGGGCUUGAGGUACAUCUCCAGAUGUCUUGGGGCCCGGCCCUGCCAGGAGGGACUCAGCAGUCAGCCUCAAGGGGGACAUCACACAGCAGCACCAAAGACUCGGAGAGCUUCACAGGCGGCCUGGGGUCUUCUGACCUGAGAGGAAGAUGUACUUAAACACUCGAACCAGCCCAGACCAAGUAAAACAUGCUUGUUGACAGUUGUUUUCUAUAUUUAUUGUUGGAAAAGUCACUUUAAGGACUCGUGGUAUAUGGAAGCAAAGCUAUUUUUUUUUUUUUGGUCAACGGAAUGCAGUUUUUUUACGAUUACGACAUCAUGAGGAUUAACACAGAUUCCAUUAUCUCCUUUUUGAUGAAAAGGACAGACUAAGAUUUGAAGAAAACUAGCACAAAUCUGUGAAACAUAGACCUUCGCUUUAUUUUUAUAAGUAUCAAUUGCCAUCAUGUUUUGUAAUUUGGGGUCUUGAUUUCACCAUUGUUGGUGAAGAAAAUUUUCAAUAAAUAAUGCAUUAUCUAUAUGAAGCU